This is a messenger RNA of Passer montanus (Eurasian tree sparrow), 2068 nucleotides long. RefSeq names its product inhibitor of nuclear factor kappa B kinase regulatory subunit gamma (gene IKBKG). Bases 112 to 1935 code for a protein of 607 amino acids. The record is from RefSeq and is a predicted model, not a curated record. NCBI's taxonomy places the organism in Eukaryota, Metazoa, Chordata, Aves, Passeriformes, Passeridae. Gene Ontology annotation, molecular function: K63-linked polyubiquitin modification-dependent protein binding. Gene Ontology annotation, biological process: positive regulation of canonical NF-kappaB signal transduction. Gene Ontology annotation, cellular component: IkappaB kinase complex; nucleus; cytoplasm. The transcript has 10 exons.
GUCACGCGUUUCCGGCGGAAGCAGGAAGUAGCGGCGCCGCCGGGAUCCCAAAAAUCCCCGAAUUGGGCCCAAAGGCGGCCCCGAGCGCGCCCGGGCCCGCGGGAGCCGCCGAUGAGCGGCGGGCGCUGGCGGCGGCCCGCGGAGAUGGUGCAGCCGGGGCCCGAGGCGGAGCCGGCGCUGGCGGAGGCGCUGCAGCGGCUGCGGGCGGAGAACCGCGAGCUGAGGGGAGCCCUGUGUCACUGCACGCAGUCCCUGCGGCAGCGCCUGGAGGAGCUGCGCCUGCUGCAGCUGCAGCGCCGGGGGGAGCGGGAGCUGCUGCGGGGCCGCUGGGGCCAGGCCCGGGAGCUGGUGCUGCACCUGCGGGGACAGCGCGGGGACAGCCCUGGGGACAGCCACGGGGACAGCACCGGGGACAGCAACAGGGGCAGCAACGGUGACAGCAACGGUGACAGCAACGGUGACAGCAACAGGGGCAGCAACGGGGACAGCCCUGAGGACACCCCCGACACCCCCGGGCAUGACAGGGACACCAAGGACACCCCCGGGGACAUCAGGGACAUCCCUGGGGACGCCAAGGACACCCCCAGGGACAUCAGGGACACCCCUGAGGACACCAAGAACGCCCCCGGGGACAUCAGGGAUGCCCUCAGGGACGCCAAGGACACCCCCAGGGACAUCAAGGACACCCCUGGGGACCUCAGGGACACGCUCAGGGAGUCUGGGGACAUCUGCAGGAGCACCUCUGACACCAGCACCAAGGUAUGUGUGGCCUCCCCCCCGCUGUGUCCCCCGCUCCGUGUCCCCUCUGUCCCCCCCGUGUCCCCCCACCCCUCCCACUGCACCCACCAUGUCCCCUUUGUCUCCGAGGAGCAGCUGAGGCAGCGCCUGGCAGAGGCUGAGGCUGAGCUGGUGGCCCUUCGUGCCCGCGUGGCCGUGGCCGAGCUCCGGGCUCAGGACGUUUCCCGCGCGGCCGAGCUGCAGCUGCAGGGACUGCGGCGCCAGCUGGAGCAGGACAAGGCCCAGGUGCAGGCCCAGGUGACGUCGCUGCUGGGGGAGCUCCGGGAGAGCCAAAAUCGCCUGGAGAGGAGCCGGGCAGAGAGGGAGCACCUGGAGCGCAGGGCCCGCGGUGACGCCGAGCGGUGCCAGCAGCUGGAGGAGGUGGCACAGGGCCACCAGGUGCAGCUGGACCAGCUCCGGCUGCAGGUGACAAACCUGGAAACCGCCCUGAGGGUGGAGCGGCGCGGGGCCACCGAGGAGAAGAGGAAGCUGGUGCAGCUGCAGGCCGCCUACCAUCACCUGUUCCAGGAGUACGACGCCCACAUCAAGGCCAGCCUGGAGGGGGACAAACGGAGCCAGGUGAGGGACAGGGGACACCUGGGGACACCCGGGGACACAGAGGGCCACGUCCCCUCCUCUGGGGACCCCAGGGCAGCCCCUUGUCCCCUGUUCCAUUCCCUCUUGGGGACACCUGGAAUGUCCCUGUGGCCCCUUGGGUGGUUCAGGUGCCUUCAGGUGAGUCCCCAGGUGACAGUGCCACCCCCCAGGUGGCACAGGUACCCCCCAGGGGUCACUUUAGUGACACAGGAGCAUACAGGUGGGGGGUUCCUGACCCCCCGGUGCCCCCAGGCCGACAUUUACCGCGCGGAUUUCGAGGCGGAGCGCGCGGCGCGGGAGCAGCUGCACGGGCAGCGCGAGGCUCUGCAGGAGGAGCUGAACCAGCUGCGGCUGCGGCUCGGCGGGGACGGGGCCCGGGCCCGUCUGGAGGAGAUGCGGAACCGCCACUCGGAGCCGCCCCCGGCCCCGGCCCCAGCGGGGGGUUUUGGGGGGCUCCUGCCCCCCCCCGAGGAGGGGCCCGACCUGUGCUGCCCCAAGUGCCAGUACAAGGCUCCGGACAUGGACACGCUGCAGAUCCACGUCAUGGACUGCAUCAAGUGAGGGGGCACAAAACGCCCCCAGCACCCCAAAACCAGCCCCAGGGCACCCCAAAAACACCCCCAGGGGCGCCCCAGAAACAGCCCUGGGGCUGCCCAAAAACACCCCCAGGGGCACCUCAAAAACAGCCCCAGGG